AUCCAAUAUUUUAUUUGUUUUGAUUUUUUUUCUUAAAAAUUGAUUUUCUGUGAUUUUAUUUUGCAUUUUCAUGGUUUAGAUCGUUUAGAUCGUAAUUCUUGAGAUCCAGGAAUAAUUAAAAAAGUUCUGGGAAGCUAAUUUAACCGAGAGAGUGUAUGGACAAGAGUAGAAGAAAUUAUAAGAGGUUGUCCUAAAGACAGAGGAACAAGAAGAUCCUCACGAUUAAUCAGAACGUCAAGAGAGAUUCUAGCUCAGUUCUCUUCCCUGUAAAUUCCCGGAAGCUAGAGAGGCAUGUCCAUACAGAUUAUAUGUCUCACCCUUUCUGGAGGAAUUCCUCUUUUCACGAGGAAAAAGGGAGAAGGGGAAAAUCUCUCUUUCUCAACCGUUGGAUCCCUCAAUGGUGUUCACAUGUUCUGCAAAAGUCAAGGACAAAAUCUACGAAGUACAUCGUGGGAAGAUGGACUCCUUGUUUGGGAGGAAUACGCCGAAACAUUCCUGAUCGUUGGCUAUGGUCGUGGGGUGACGGAAAAAGUACUCAGGAGACUCAUAAAUUCCACCUACAACGCCAUGGUGUUCACUGUUGGGCUCAAUGAGCUGCAAAACUUCCUCAGUGUGGAACGUCUGAAGCGAGAACUUCAGCCGUGUUGGGGUACAAUUGAUCAUCUCAUCGAGGGCACCGAUAGUGAGCUCAUUGGCUUCACAGAUUGCAUCCUUUGCUCCCAAAAUGUGACAAUUCUCGAGAAAUUGGGCGAGUUUUGUGAGCAAUUUGGUUCUGCGUAUGCUUGCCUGAUGAUCCGGCAGAGAAUUGCUGCAGCUACGGAAGCAUGGUGGGAUCUCGAUGCGAAAGAUCGUCAACUUCUCUCCACCCUCAUUGCUACAUCGAGCUCCCUGCAGAAGGAUACGCCGGUGUAUUUGCCCCAGAAGAGCCCCACAAUUGCUUACAGACUCGUAUCUAUUCCUAUUCUGCAGAACAUCAACAUGUGCUUGUUGUGUGGAGCAGAACCUCCCUAUAGGGACGUUGAGGCUCUGGCACAUCAAGUUUGGCGUUCAGAACUCAAGACGCUGGAGCUGGCUGAACAAUGUUUCCCACGGAAUUUUCCCAAUACUCUCGAGUUAGAUUCGGGAAUUCUCGGGAUACUCCUGAUCAAUCGUCGUCUUGCGAAAUAUGUGAUCUCCAGGAAUAUUCAGCAAUCAUCAACGGGAAAACGAACAAUAUCCGGAACUCAUCGUCUCGACAUUCUCCGGACAUUCUUUCACCAAGCUGUCGACAUGAUUGAGGACUACGUGGGCAAUUUAGCCACCCACAGUGAGUCCUACUGGUGCUCAGACUACCACAAAUGCCACGCUCUCAUCCAAGAUGACAAUCUCAUCUGCAUCCUCUAUGUGGCUGCAAUUCCCACGCACACCAUGAGACUGAUCACUCAGAAAACUCUCGCCGCAAUUGUGGCUUCGAAAGACACGUGCUGGUGAGUUAGUUUCGUUUAACAGAACAAAUUGCAAUUUAUAUACUCGAUUAAUUAAAUAGGAUUGAUUUCCUAUAAAAUUUUUAUUAAAGAAUGCUUCAUUGGAAGCAAUAAUUCUUAGUUCUUAGCAUAGAAAUAGGAAGGGAAAAUUAUUUUUUAAAUUAAUUUUGAACCUGAAGAAGGAGUUAAAAACUUCCGAAAUGUCCUUUAUGAAUAAAAAUCAAAAGAAAUAUUAGAAAAAAAAAUACUUUUAUUUGUUCUUUAAUUUUAUUUCUAAUUUGUAGAGUUUCUAAAAACAUAAAUUAACAGGUUCGUUUGAGAGUCAAUGAAAUAUCACAAAGUAAAUCAAUCUUGUUCAAAAUCACCAGUUUGACAAUUCCCUGGUUCGUUCCAAAGGCGGUUUCCUGCAAAUAAAAAAAAGAAAA
This is a messenger RNA of Lutzomyia longipalpis, 1888 nucleotides long. It is a transcript of the gene fy, whose product is annotated as protein fuzzy homolog. The record is from RefSeq and is a predicted model, not a curated record. Gene Ontology annotation, biological process: vesicle-mediated transport; non-motile cilium assembly. Bases 292 to 1470 code for a protein of 392 amino acids. The transcript is spliced from 4 exons. Lineage: Eukaryota; Metazoa; Arthropoda; Insecta; Diptera; Psychodidae.